AUGACCUCCCUUUCCACAGGUCCAGCAUCAAAAAUGACCAUUGGUGUCUACAAAAUGCUUUACGAAACAAUCUUUGCUACAAAACUCGACGAUGAAUUAUACGCAAAUAUCAAAAAUUCGAAUGGAGUUCAUGGUGAAAUUGUUUAUAUGAAUGGCGAUGUUGCAUGCGGUAUUAUUUCUGGUGAAAUCAAUGCUAAAAAGAUUAAAAUUACAUCUAUUGGUGUUUUAGAAGCAUAUCGCCGCCAUGGUGCUGCAGUUUCUUUAGUUAAUGGACUUAUUGCAUCACAAAAGAAUGUAGAGUCUAUCUCAUGCACAUUUGAAAAGUCUAAUACAGCUCUUGUUAACUUAUUUACAAAAUUAGAAUUCAAAGUUGCUGAAGAAGCUGGCGAAAACGUCACUUAUGAAAAGAAUCUUGCUUGA
Molecule: messenger RNA, 420 nt
Organism: Trichomonas vaginalis G3
Lineage: Eukaryota; Parabasalia; Trichomonadida; Trichomonadidae
Product: peptide alpha-N-acetyltransferase protein
Exons: 1
Coding region: 1-420 (139 amino acids)
Molecular function (GO): acyltransferase activity, transferring groups other than amino-acyl groups
Source: RefSeq, a predicted model, not a curated record